This is a messenger RNA of Aureobasidium musti, 1716 nucleotides long. Lineage: Eukaryota; Fungi; Ascomycota; Dothideomycetes; Dothideales; Saccotheciaceae. The record is from the annotation of a GenBank genome assembly.
AUGGCGUCGCUUGAAAGUUUCCUGGACGUCCUCCAUACGAAUUCGGUUUACAUCGCUGGAGUGGCUUCUAUCUGCCUGAUGAUAUUAUUGGUAUCAGUAAGUGGCCGUAACACAUACCAAUCAUGGCUGCAAUUGACAUCAUCGCAGUGGGCAUAUGGCACGGACAUCAAGCACAUCAAGGGUAUACCUGAAAUCCCAGGCGCGCUUCCUGUCUUUGGUCACCUCUUAAAACUCGGAGAAGAUCACGCCUCUUCCUGCGAAAAGUGGUGGCGCAAGUACAACCAGCCUGUUUUCCAAAUCAAGCUGGGAAACACUCGAGCUGUGGUUUUCAACUCGUUUGAUGCCUGCCGUGACAUCUUGGUCAAGCAUCACAAUGCCGUGAUAGACCGUCCUAAGCUUUACACAUUCCAUGGAGUCAUCAGCAGUACUCAAGGCUUCACGAUUGGUAGCAGUCCUUGGGAUUCGAGCUGCAAGAACAAACGUAAGGCAGCUGGAACCGCUCUGUCAAGACCAGCAAUGCGCAACUAUCACCCAAUGUUCGAUUUGGAGAGCUUCUGCAUCAUACGCGACAUGCACAAGGACAGCAAUUUCUCCGACCCUAACAAGGAGAUCAGCAUCAGACCUUACAUCCAGCGAUAUGCUCUCAACACGACUCUGACUCUGUGCUACGGAAUACGUAUGGACGACACAUAUGAUGAGCUUCUGCGUGAGAUUUUACACGUUGGAUCUGCGAUAUCCCUUUUACGCAGUGCAUCAGAGAAUAUGCAAGACUAUGUCCCAGCACUUCGUUACUUGCCAAACAACGAGAAGAAUGCCCGCUCUCAAGAUUUGCGAUCUCGUCGCGAUGCUUACCUCAACCUCUUGCUGGACAAAGUACGCGAGAUGAUCAAGAAUGGCACCGAUAAGCCAUGCAUCAGUGCCGCGAUUCUGAAAGACGAGGAGACCAAACUUACUGGAGUCGAAGUGUCGUCAAUCUGUCUGUCGUUAGUCAGUGGAGGUUUCGAAACCAUACCCGGAACCUUGACUUCAUGUCUUGGAUCACUCUGCACACCAGAAGGACAAAUCUUCCAGGAGCGCGCCUACGCCGACAUAAAGCGCCACUAUCCGGACAUUCGCGAUGCAUGGCAAAACAGUUUCCAAGAAGAAAAGGUUCCUUACCUGAAGGCAAUUAUCCAGGAAGCAGGUCGUUAUUAUACUGUAAGCUCCAUGAGUCUGCCCCGCCGUACAGUAACAGAGGUCAACUGGAAUGGAGCCAUUAUCCCUCCAAAGACCAUGAUCCUCGUAAACGCACAGGCUGGCAAUCACGAUGUCGACCACUUUGGGCCUGAUGCAGCAGUAUUUAAUCCAGAACGCUGGCUUGAGCCCAUCACAAAAGAAAACGACAUGGGUCCUUUCGAAGAACGUGUUUUGACAUCACAAGCCCAUCUUUCUUUCGGUGCUGGCACUCGAGCUUGCAGUGGCCAAUUGAUUGCCACACGUUUACUGUAUUCGGCUCUCAUUCGCAUCUUGUCUUCGUACAAGAUCGUUGCGUCCGAGUCCGAGCCUCCCAACACAGAUUAUGUGGAUUACAACCAGUUCAAGACUGCUUUGGUUGCAAUCCCGCGUGACUUCAAGGUUAGACUCAUUCCACGCGAUAAGGAAACCAUGGAGGAGUGUCUACAGGCGGCAUAUGAGCGGACGAAGGAGCAUUACAAGGAAAACAUCAAGUCAGUGUAA